UAUGUGCAUGUGUGUGUGUAUACAGGUGUACAGGUGUAUGAGUGUGUGUGUGUCUUUGCCAAGUGCUGGCAAAAAAGUUGUUUAACUAACCAACAGAAAAAGUUUGAAAAGUGUCAACCUAAGCGGCGCGGCCAAUAACCUAACGACAACCAACAACAACAACAUCUGCAAACAACGACAACAACAACAAGACGAUUUUGUGCUAGGCAUGCAAUGGCGACCCCUUGUACGGGCCAGGCUGCGGUUUAAUUACCGUUAUCCUUGCAAACACUAAACCAAGUCUUGGGAUUACGUUUACAACAAGUGCGAAAGAAAGAAAGGACGAAUCAACGCGUCGACAGGUGAACAUUCCAAUUGGCAACAGAAACAAAACACACGGCCAAACAGUCCAAUUGGCAACGCCUGACAGCCAACAGCAACAGCAACGAGAGCAACAAACUAGGCUAUUUGGAGCUGCAGUGAAGCUGGCGCAAAUCCGUUCAAAAUGUGCAAAAGACAGCUGCAGUAGACAGAGGCGAUAACUGGCAACAGCGCAGUCAAAGGAUUGGCAAGAGCACCAAGCAAAUCCGACCCUCCUCUUCAAACGACUGUCCACUGCGCCCACUCCAACCACCCGCACACAGUAUGCCAUCAAUUGCCAACAUCAGUGUCAGCUCUGGCGAAAGCGCCAGGACGACAUCGACAACAAUGGUCAGCUUCCUGCCUGGCAACGAUGCCCGCCUUAGUUACAUUGUAAAUCAAGUCGCGUCCGCAUCCGCUGCCGCCGUCUCGCCCGCCUUGCCCACGUUCAGUCCGCCACGCAUUGAGAGCUUGGUGGCCAGCUCGGCGGAGGAUUUGAGCAGCUUUGGGGAUGUGACAUUCGACAUCUUCGAUGACGAUGACGAUUUGUUUGGCUCGCCAAUGGCCUUCGAUGCCAGCGAGCAGGGCCUGUGGAAUGGACGCUUUGUGCCGCCGCCACCCCGGCCGCCCUUCUUUGUCGAUGAGCCCGUGCUGAGCGAUGGCCUAACCACAUGUGAUUUAUGCUCCUGGGCCAUGCCCACCAAGAGCACAUUCAUGUUCGAGGGCACGAUAGAGAAGGCCACGGAACUGGGCUGGCCGCUGACACUGAUCAUUGUGUCUGUACUAUCGGCGCUACUCGGGGCCAUCAUCAUGAUUGCCGUGGUGCGUUGCCGGCGCAAAAAGUCGUCCAACAAUCGCAAUGACACACAUGUUCAGUGGUGGUCGCGGAACAAGCGCGCCCACAGCAACGGAGCGGGCACGGGCAGCAGUGGCGGCGCUCCAAUUGCCGGCAGCAGCGCCCACAACAACAACAAUCAUCUGAGACGCAGCAAUAUUUAUACAGCACACCCGGCGGACAGCAUACGCGGGCUGCAUCCACUACCGCUGCCGUUGCCGCUACCCAUGCCGCCCACGCUGGCGGCCACAUCUACACCAAUGCUGGCCGCGUCGCCAUCAGUGGCAGGCAGCGCGCCACCAAGCCAACAGCAGCUGCAACAGCAGCCGCCACACUACUUCCAUCCAUAUCACCACCAUCAUCAUCAUCAUCAGCAGCAGCAACAGCAACAGCAGCAUCAGCAUCAGCAGCAGGCUCCCCUGCCGCCGCAUUACCCGCAUGACUGCGACGAGGAUGCCGCUUACGAGGAGCCCGAGUAUCAUCAGCCACAACAGUUGCACGCCAGCUCCAAUUCCAACUCCAUGUCGUCGGUCACGUCAUCGCCAGCGCCCACUGAUGCCGCCAGCCACUGGCCACAGGCCGGCACCAUGGUGGUCGCCAGCUGAGAGAUGGCCGAGAGCUGCGCCUGGGCGCGUCAGCGUCGGCGCAGCCUCAGCAGCGGCUGGAUCUGGCAGUGACAUGUUGCACGGCAACAUGCUGCUGCAACACUGGCCACACUGG
This is a messenger RNA of Drosophila hydei, 1894 nucleotides long. RefSeq lists its product as uncharacterized. The record is from RefSeq and is a predicted model, not a curated record. The transcript is spliced from 4 exons. Lineage: Eukaryota; Metazoa; Arthropoda; Insecta; Diptera; Drosophilidae. Bases 625 to 1779 code for a protein of 384 amino acids.